Molecule: messenger RNA, 3545 nt
Organism: Vespa velutina
Lineage: Eukaryota; Metazoa; Arthropoda; Insecta; Hymenoptera; Vespidae
Exons: 27
Coding region: 9-3545 (1178 amino acids)
Biological process (GO): sensory perception of smell; detection of chemical stimulus involved in sensory perception of smell
Cellular component (GO): plasma membrane
Molecular function (GO): odorant binding; olfactory receptor activity
Source: RefSeq, a predicted model, not a curated record
UUAACGAUAUGGAUAUCUUCAAGAAUCAUUUCUAUAAAAUUAAUUAUCGUCUAUUAUCCUUCCUUGGUUUAUGGCCAUAUGAAAAAUCUCGUUUAAGCCGUGUUUUUCUUAUGAAUAUACCGAUGCUAUCGUUCAACUUAACACAGAUUCUUAAAUUGUAUACUUCCAAAGGAAACUUUGAUAUCAUUAAAGACGUUAUACCAAUAUGGAUUGGAUCAUCGAUCGUCAUUAUUAAGUAUUAUCUUUUUGAUUUCAGUGUACUCGAUGUUAAAUCGCUUAUUGAUGAUAUGAUAAUAGAUUGGAAUAUGUGGAAGUCUAAGGAAGAGAUUGAUAUUAUGAAGAGGUUUGCCCAUUUGGGAAGAAUAUAUACUUUAGGAUAUACAAUAUACAUAUACGCUGUUACAUCAUUAUUUCUUUUGGUUACGUUUAUACCACCCUUAAUGGACGUAAUCAUACCAUUAAACGAGAGUCGUCAUAUGAAAUUACCUGUCCUCGGAGAAUAUUUCGUUGACGAAGAAAAAUAUUUCUAUUUGAUGUAUUGUCACAUGGCUAUUUCAAUAAUGAUCAAUGUAACGGCAUUCAUUGCCACUGAUACACAAUUGAUGAUAUUUUGUUGUCACGUUAGCGGUGUAUUUUCGGUAGUAGGUUUUCGUUUGGAACACUUCCUUAAGAACAACACCAUUCAGGAUGGAUUGACCGAUCUACAAAAGAAAGAAUGUUACAAUCAUGUUUCGCUUUCGAUCAAAGGACACAAGAGAGCAUUAGAGUUCGUCAAACACUUGGAAUCUUUGUUUUCGCAUUCUUUGCUGAUGCAAUGCGGCUUGAAUAUUCUUUGUAUGAGCGUUUGUCUUUAUCAAGUAGCAGUUUUGUAUGAUGAAUCGAUAGAAGCUAUUAAAUUUAUUGCAAUGGUACUCGGUGAGUUAUUCCAUUUAUUAUUUGCCAGUUUGGCCGGACAAAAUAUAAUAGAUUCCAGCAGCGAAGUUUAUUUUAAAGCUUAUAGUGGACUUUGGUACGAGGCGCCGAUAGAAGUACGAAAAUUAUUAAUAUUGAUUAUGAAAAGAAGUCUUGAACCUUCUCGUUUAUCAGCCGGAAAAAUAUAUAUCUAUUGUCUGGAUGGUUUUUCAACUAUCCUACGAACUUCUACCUCAUACUUCAUGGUACUUUCAUCGGUUCAAAUACUUAAAUUAUGUACCUCUGAAGGAAAUUUCGAUGUCAUGAAAGAAGUUAUACCUGUUUGGGCUACAUCGUUAAAUGUCGUCAUUAAGUAUUAUACUUUUGAUCUCAGUGUACUUGAUAUUAAAUUGCUCAUGGACAAUAUGAUAUUGGAUUGGAAUAUGUGGAAAUCCAAGGAAGAGAUUGACAUUAUGAAGAAGUUUGCCCAUUUGGGAAGAAUGUAUACUUUAGGAUAUACAAUAUACAUAUACAUUUUCAUGUCAUUAUUUCUAUUGGUGACAUUCAUUCCACCCUUAAUGGAUGUUAUUAUGCCAUUAAACGAAAGUCGUCAUAUGGAAUUACCUGUCGUCGGUGAAUACUUCCUUGACGAAAAGAAACAUUUCUAUUUAAUUUAUUGUCACAUGGCUGUUACAAUAACAAUUAGUAUAACAGUAUUAAUUGCAACUGAUACACAACUGAUGGUCUUUUGUUGUCACGUUAGCGGUACAUUUGCGGUCGUAGGUUUUCGUUUGGAACACUUUUUGAAAAAUGAUGUCACUCUCGACGAAUUGUCCGAUCUUCAAAGGAAAGAAUGUUAUAAACAUGUUUCGUUAUCUAUCAAAGGACACAAGAGAGCAUUAGAAUUCGUCAAACGCAUGGAAUCAUUAUUUUCAUAUUCUUUGCUGAUGCAAUGUGGCUUGAACAUCGUUUGUAUGAGCAUUUGUCUGUAUCAAAUAAUAAAGUUGUAUAACAACUCAGUAGAAACAGUUAAAUUUAUUGCAUUUUUCAUUGGCGAGUUAUUUCAUUUAUUUGUUGCCAGUUUAUCCGGGCAAACUAUAAUAGACUACAGCAGUGAAGUUUAUUUCAAAGCUUAUAGUGGGUUCUGGUAUGAGUCGCCUAUGGAAGUACGUAAAUUAUUGAUAUUAAUAAUGAGAAGAAGUCUUGAACCUUCUCGGCUGACCGCUGGUGACAUAUUUAUCUACUGUCUGGAUGGUUUUGCAACGAUCGUGCAAACUUCUACCUCAUACUUCAUGGUACUUUUAAUUAUUUCUACUUUGAUAGUGAACAGACAUAUACUUGAAUUAGUUAUUUACAAUGCUAAUAAAUUGUAUUUGCCUGUCAUACACUUGAUUGAAAUCUUAUUGAAUAUUUUAUGGGAGGAUAAACUUCCCUCCAAUUCGUUAGAAAAUAUCAUUCAUUCUGUUUUACGUACUCUUAACGAUAUGGAGAUCCUCGAGAAUCGUUUCUAUAAACUUAAUUAUCGUCUUUUAUCUUUCCUUGGUUUGUGGCCGUACAAAAAAUCACGUAUACAUCGUGUUUGUCUUAUAAAUAUUCCAAUAUUAUCAUUCAACAUAACACAGCUUCUUAAACUGUACACUUCUAAUGGAAACUUUGAUAUCAUGAAAGAAGUUAUACCUAUUUGGGCUACAUCGUUUAAUGUCGUCAUUAAGUAUUAUUUUUUUGAUCUCUGUGUACUCGACAUUAAAUUGCUUAUGGAUAAUAUGAUAAUGGAUUGGAAUAUGUGGAAGUCCAAGGAAGAGAUUGACAUUAUGAAGAAGUUUGCUCAUUCAGGAAGAAUGUAUACUUUAGGAUACACAAUAUAUAUAUACGUUUUCAUGUUCUUAUUUUUAUUGGUAACAUUUGUACCACCCUUAAUGGACAUAAUUAUACCUUUAAACGAGAGUCGUCGUAUGGAAUUACCUGUACUCGCUGAAUAUUUCAUUGACGAACAGAAACAUUUUUAUUUGAUUUAUUUUCACAUGUUUGUUUCCAUAAUGAUUAUUAUAACAAUUUUAAUUGCAAUUGAUACUCAACUUAUGGUUUUUUGUUGUCACGUCAGUGGUGCGUUUGCGGUCGUCAGUUUUCGUUUGGAACACUUCUUAAAGAACGACGCGACAUUGGAUGGAUUAUCUGAUCUUCAAAGAAAAGAAAGUUACAGGCAUGUUUCUCUAUCUAUCAAAGGACACAUAAGAGCUUUAGAGUUCGUCAAACGCAUGGAACUUUUGUUUUCGUAUUCAUUGCUGAUACAAUGCGGCUUGAACAUUCUUUGUAUGAGCAUCUGUCUAUAUCAAAUAAAACUGUUGUACGGUAAAUCAAUAAAAGUAGUUAAAUAUAUUGCAUUAGUAACUGGCGAAUUAUUUCAUUUAUUUGUUGCCAGUUUAUCUGGACAAACUAUAAUAGACUACAGCAGUGAAGUUUAUUUCAAAGCUUAUAGUGGCCUCUGGUAUGAGGCUCCUAUAGAAAUACGUAAACUACUGAUAUUGAUAAUGAGAAGGAGCUUUAAUCCUUCUCAGUUAUCAGCUGGAAAAAUAUUUGUCUACUGUCUGGAUGGUUUUUCAACGAUCGUGCAAACUUCUACCUCAUACUUCAUGGUACUUUUAUCAAUCCAAUAA